AUGAAAUUCUUUGUUCUUGUUAUACUUACUCUUGCUAUCGCUGCCAAUGGAAAUCCAUUCAGUCGCAAAUGUAAAUGUAAGGCUGUUUCCAAUACAAUCAAUUAUUCAUUUCAUUCGUGGGAUAUAUCAUCAUGUAAAUUCUGCUCGUGCAAAAAUGCAGCUAUGAUCAAUUGUGAACAAGUAUGUGGAACGAUGGUAGAAAAUUAUGCACGUACUGGUUGUGGAAAAGUUAUCAAAGGUAGCAAGAUUAAAUAUUCAUGGAAAGCAAGUUCAUGUUCAAGUGGUACUAGCAGCAUAGAAUACACAUGUUCCUAA
Messenger RNA from Adineta steineri, 315 nucleotides. The record is from the annotation of a GenBank genome assembly. Lineage: Eukaryota; Metazoa; Rotifera; Eurotatoria; Adinetida; Adinetidae.